This is a messenger RNA of Ipomoea triloba (trilobed morning glory), 3507 nucleotides long. RefSeq names its product syntaxin-43-like. Gene Ontology annotation, cellular component: SNARE complex; endomembrane system; membrane. Gene Ontology annotation, biological process: intracellular protein transport; vesicle-mediated transport; vesicle fusion. The record is from RefSeq and is a predicted model, not a curated record. The transcript is spliced from 9 exons. Lineage: Eukaryota; Viridiplantae; Streptophyta; Magnoliopsida; Solanales; Convolvulaceae. Gene Ontology annotation, molecular function: SNARE binding; SNAP receptor activity. The coding region runs from base 124 to 1092 and encodes 322 amino acids.
ACUUAUUCAUCCCACAACCACCAAUGGCGAUGGAUUUCUAUAUUUACUUUUCUGUUCUUUAAUCUCUCUUUUGUUCUGGUUUUGGGUGCAACAAGAUCAGUUUUUUAUUUCUUGAUCACAGUCAUGGCGACGAGAAACAGAAAUGAGGUAUUCAGAAGGCACAGGAACACUCUGAACCAGAACCGCAUUCCAUUUACUUCCUCGUCGAAAGCAUUCGGAGGCGGCAGUCCGGUUAUCGAAAUGGCCACUUCUUCGUUUUUCAAUUCUCGCAGCUCUUACGCACCCCUGAGCACGGAGGAUCCCGGGCCUUCCACAUCCAGUUAUGAUGUGCAUACAGUGGGUUUAGCUCCAGUUUGGGUAGAUGUUUCAGAAGAAGUUGCAGCCAACAUAAACCAGACUCGAGAUAAAAUGGCUGAGUUGGUAAAGGCCCACGCAAAAGCUUUAACGCCAUCUUUCAUUGAUGGAAAAGGAGAUCAAUGUAGGAUAGAGGCUCUGACUCAAGAGAUUACAGAUUUAUUAAGGAAGUCAGAAAAGACACUGCAAAAUCUUUCUGCUGGCGGACGUUCUGAGGAUUCAACUGUCAAACGAAAUGUGCAGCGAUCUCUAGCUACAGACCUUCAGAACCUUUCAGUGGAUCUCCGGAAGAAGCAAUCAACAUAUCUUAAAUGCCUAAACCAGACUGAGGGACUUGAUGAGCUUGAUUGGGAGAUGAACUUGAAUGGAACAUCCUGUACUGUAGAUGAUGAAAUCUGUGGCCUGGGUUUUAAUGAACAUCAAAUGGCCAAGCUUAAGAAUAACAAGCAGUUUACAGAGGAUAGAGAAAAAGAGAUUAAACAGGCUAUGAAGUCAGUUAAUGAGCUUGCUCAAAUUAUGAAGGAUAUCUCAGUCCUUGUGAUUGACCAGGGCACAAUAGUUGAUAGGAUAGAUCACAACGUUCAAAGUGUUGUUGCAUCAGUUGAAGAAGGCACUAAACAGUUACGAAAGGCAAAGAGAAAUCAGAAGGAAGGGGGAAUGGUGAGAUGUGCAACAGUCCUUGUUAUCACGUGCUUCAUCUUGCUUAUCUUAUUAGUCCUUAAGGAGAUACUUGUAUGAUGUGAUUUGAUUUUGUCAUAGACAAUUAUUAUGCAAUGAACAGCUGAAAUUGAUGUAAUUCUCUGAUUGAGAAGGCAGUUUCUACACUUUAGGAAGAAUGCAAAACUGUUUCGGCCUAGGUUGAAUGUCAUUUUUCCAGAAAUUUGCAGAAAACUAAUGAAAGAAUUGAGUACAGACUCCAGAAUGGUAUAUGCAUGAUUAUACUAUGAGAACCAACACAGCUAGAACAAUGGUGAAUGCUGUGGAGACUACUGGCAUUCUGUAAGCCCUGCUGGGUAGUGUCACCGGAAGUGAGCAUUCCUCCCCAUUGAAGAAUACCUUACUGGGAAAACCAUCAAUGCGAGCUACAUUGAUCCCGGGAGUGUUCUUCUUCUUGAAAGAAAUCACUGAUUGCUGCGUUCCAGGAACAGGGGGAUCUCUCCUUGGAUUGUCUCCGUUUCUUUCUGCAAGAAGAUAGUUUAAUCCGGAACCACCUUGUAAAAACAGGGUGUUGCUGGAAUUAGUCAUGGGCUGUCCUUGGAAAGAGUACACCUUUUCGAAUCCCGGCAUGGCUUUUUCAAGCUGCAGAGCUGCAGACCAAUCAACAAUGUCGUCUUUCCCCCAAUUGAACAGCGUUAUCCUGGCCGUCCACCCGUCGUUGUAAUCGGUAAGCAGGUGCCAGUUAAUGCUGACUCCACAGUUAUCCCCGCAGGGCAGAGGAUUUGGCAGAUCACGGCGUUUUAGACCUGCGAACUCUAUGGCCUUUUCAGUUCUGUUGUCGAAUGGAACGAGAAGAGCAUCCGCCGGCAAAAGCAGGGCGGGCGCGGUGGCGCUACACACUUUGCCGGGAUUAGGUUUACAGCCGCAAGCGCAAGUGUUGCAGGGGAUAACGGAUUCGUUGAAGAAUGAGGAGAAAGAUACGCAACAUUUGGGGCUCUGAUCAUUGCCGGAGCGCGUGAUAUUGCACACCACUUGCCAGCUGGCCACCGCCGCGGUUUCUGAAGGCAGACCGCUGGGAUCAGGGAAGAGCGUGGGGCUCACUCUCACCGGCGGCCCGCACACGUAACCUUCGCCGCUAGAACUGCCGUUGAUUUUCCAGUUCUGCGGAGGAGUAAGCUCGCUUCUGUUAAGGUAUGGCGGCAUUUUGUAAACCUGCAUUACAAAAGCUGAUUUCGACAUGGCCGGAUCCAUGGCAGGCGGCAAGAUGGUCCCAUUUCGACAGCAGAAAGGAACCAAUCCAACAAUCGUGUCGUUGGUCUUUGCAAGAGGGAGAUCAAUGAUUGUCGGCCUUCUUUCACAGUUCAAAGCCUUGGAAAAAUCAAGACCCUGGUAAAAUUCGCCUUGCUUACCAAAAAUGCAGUCCGAUGUAUCCACCACCAAAGGAUAGGCGCCUCUCAUGGCGUUGAUGAACUCUUCCCUCAUCCAUUCCCAGCUCAAAUGCCAAUUGUCCAGACGCUUAAUGAGGUUGUUGUUCGAUAUGGUGAUCUGCGCCCAGUAAUUAGACUCGUAGGAGCUGGUCACAUCGUACAUUAUAGUGAGAUCACCCUCCUGACGAGUAAACAGGACAUGCAAAAUAAGACAGGACACAGAUGAAGUAUAUGUUUGGCGUCAAUCCAAUCAAGUUAGUUAAGUUGUUGGCUUGAGCACUACAAGGUUUCAAGUUCAACUCAGAGUGAAAACAGCCUAAUGACCUUGGAUUUGAAUCAGUCAGUUAUAAGCGAUCAAGGUUAUGUUGUUUGUUAUACCAAAUGAAUUUACCUAGAGAUGGUGUAGGAGAACACGAAAAGCCAUCAUUAACGAGAUAAAUGGAAGAAGGCAUUGGGAAAUCCGGAGGUGCAACGCCGAACUGGGUACCCACCAACUCCACCCUAGCUUGCAUCUGGUUGAAGUCUCCGGCGGUCUCCACCGCAGUCUUCAGGUUCUCCACGGGGUACCCGGCAAGAGUGGUGCCGUUGCUGACGUCAGCCGGGAAGGAACGGCCGUCAGCUAGCACCGCUCUGGGAGCAGAUACCAACAUUUCCUUGUUCUGGAACCCAACAAAGACCCGCCACGACUUGAGCUCUUCCAGGCCGUUGUUGAGGACGUUGAGGGUUGACUGGAACCGGUAGGGUUGGUCCUUCCGGUCCGACGGCGAGAGGGUGGGAGGGAUAACGAAGCCGGAGUCAUAGACGUAAGAAAGCAGUACGCCGUUGCAGACGUUGGAAGAAGGUUGAGACGACGUCGUUGGGAGUGAAAGGGCGAUCAAGAAGACAGAGAUGAUAGGAAGAAGAGUAGCAGCCAUGGUUGGCUAUGACUCUGAGCUCGAGGAAGACAACAUAAACAUACAAAGAGAUCGAUAAACGCUUGAUAUAAAAUAGCAGAUGAUCGCAACAGAUUCAUGUUUGAACUUUUCUGUUUCUUGCGGAAAUAAUAAUGCAUGGAAGUUUGGCGCCGGCA